Molecule: messenger RNA, 474 nt
Organism: Coprinopsis cinerea okayama7#130
Lineage: Eukaryota; Fungi; Basidiomycota; Agaricomycetes; Agaricales; Psathyrellaceae
Exons: 4
Coding region: 1-474 (157 amino acids)
Source: RefSeq, a predicted model, not a curated record
AUGUGCGAGUGUCUCCAAAUCCGCAUCGACAAACUCGAGGCGCGGUGCAAGCAGAUAUCAACCCUUCGCCGAAUAAUCAGAGAAAAGACUGGGGUCCAGGAUGGUGGCAUAAUCGUCCGUGAUCCUGCUACGAGCUACGACGAUGAUGGAGCGCGAUUAAUACAGGUUCAGUUGAAGGCGGAGCUUGACGCUGCUCUUGCGUUGGCGAAUGAAAUACCUGAACGUGCGGCUUUGCAUUUCAACGCGAAGGACAAGGAAACCAUGCAUCUUUCAGAUCUCGACGGCCUCAACCUUUCCGAACUCAUUCAAUUCCCAGCAAAGAAGAUAGAAACCCCUCAUAUUCGCCUCCUUCGCCAACUCAUCAAGGACUUUGCAGCCGAGGCCCUACAUGGAGGCUGGAAGCUCAUCGGACAGGUUGAAGCGCUCCUCGUCGAAGUAUCCUCAGCGGAACUGUUUGAAUUCCCGUCAUCUUAG